Messenger RNA from Megalops cyprinoides (Indo-Pacific tarpon), 1708 nucleotides. RefSeq lists its product as uncharacterized. The coding region runs from base 80 to 1708 and encodes 542 amino acids. Gene Ontology annotation, molecular function: transmembrane signaling receptor activity. Lineage: Eukaryota; Metazoa; Chordata; Actinopteri; Elopiformes; Megalopidae. The transcript is spliced from 8 exons. The record is from RefSeq and is a predicted model, not a curated record. Gene Ontology annotation, biological process: cell surface receptor signaling pathway.
CACAACAGUCAGCAGACUCUUACACUGUCCCUGACUGUCAUCAUCUUGGUCACCAAACUCCUGUGGCUCAUCGAUCGAUAUGGAAAGGAUUUUGUUCGUUUUUACAGUGUUUAUUGCAUUGACGGAGGGCCAGGUGAAACCUGAAGUGACUAUAUGGCCUGGAACUAAGGAGAUAUACUCUGGGGAUACAUUAGUGCUGAGCUGUAAUGGCUCAGGGCAGGUGACAUGGUUCCUCAAUGAUCAAAAAAAUGACCAUCCUAAUGAAACCUGGAUCAUCAGUGCCGUUUCCACCAGGAACUCUGGAUCAUAUUCCUGUCAGAGGGAUUCACUGAGGAGCGACCCUAAAAAUAUCACAGUUUUGGAGUACAUCCCUCCGGCCACUCUCUCCCUGAUAUCUGAUUUGCCAGUGAUCACUCAGGGGGACUCUGUUGUCUUGGAGCUCCAAGUUGACGAGGGACUGGAAGGCUGGUUCUGCCGAGUGUACAAGGGGCAUCGUGCACGCAGAAUUAUAAUUAGGUCAACCUUAAUGUCCUCCAAUGAAACCAGAGUUCAGAUUCAUCCCAAGACCCUACUGGAAAAUGAGUCACCUGCCCUCUACUGGUGUGAACACAAGACAACCAAGAAAAGGAGCAACCUUAUCACUAUCACAACCACAGAUAAAAUGGUGAUGUUGGAGACCCUGCCUGAACCUGCAACUUUGGGGAAAGAGCUGACUCUACAAUGCCUCGUAUGGGGCCAACCAAUUAUAAGCGAGGCUGCCUUCUUUAAAGAUGGCAAGCAACUGUCAAUCAGCUCCUUUGCAUACAAAAUAGCCCAAGUGAAACAGGAUGAUGAGGGGAGUUACCAUUGCAAAGCCACCUACAAAUUCAAAGAUAACAAGAGUAACCUCCCACACACUGUCGCCUCUGACCCUCAGGUUCUCAAGACUAAAGCCGCCCUUCCACAGCCAGUGCUCACAAAUAAGGGCAAUGACAUGUCCUGCACCUGUGAGAAGUGCGCUCCGAAUCACACAUACCGGUACUACUACAAAGGAGAGGAUGGCAAGCUCAUGUGGGUUAAAGAUAGGACAGUGUUGAGAGAUGGGAAAUAUAUGUGUAGAGCAGUGUGGGCUAAGGGAGUCUCCAUGCUCAGUCAGCCCAUUCACAUCACACCAGGAAUUUCAUGGAUCAUAUUAAUACUCGUCAUCCUUGGGAUACUUCUUUUUGUUGCACUGAUCAUAUACUGUAUAAAACGCAAACGUGCAAUUGAUGCGGCCAAGGCUCAGGAUGCAGCUUAUGAGGAACUCCCACAGGGAAAAGACGCCAUUGAGAUGCAAAAAGCCAAGGCAGGAGAGCAAGGUGGAGAGGGUGGAUAUGAGGCUCUGAAGAGAUCCAAAACAGAUGAGAAAGAGGGUGUGUACCAUACUCUGGGGGCAGGGGAAGGGAAAGGUGGGGAAGGUGGAUAUGAGGCUCUGAAGAGAUCCAAGACAGAUGAGAAAGAGGGAGAGUACCAGACUUUGGGGGCAGAGGGAGGUAAAGGGGGGGAGGGUGGGUAUGAGGCACUGAAGAGAUCCAAAACAGAUGAGAAAGAGGGAGAAUACCAAACUUUGGGGGCAGAGGGAGGUAAAGGGGGGGAGGGUGGGUAUGAGGCACUGAAGAUAUCGAAAACAGAUGAGAAAGAGGGAGAGUACCAAACCUUGGGGGCAGGAGGAGGGAAAGGGGGAGAGUAG